Cavia porcellus (domestic guinea pig) is the source of this 2913-nucleotide messenger RNA. It is a transcript of the gene Tacc3, whose product is annotated as transforming acidic coiled-coil containing protein 3. Gene Ontology annotation, cellular component: cytoplasm. Bases 360 to 2657 code for a protein of 765 amino acids. Gene Ontology annotation, biological process: cerebral cortex development; cell population proliferation; mitotic spindle organization. The record is from RefSeq and is a predicted model, not a curated record. The transcript has 16 exons. Lineage: Eukaryota; Metazoa; Chordata; Mammalia; Rodentia; Caviidae.
CCCCCUCCGGACGGGGCCUGAGCGCGACACUGCUCUCCCUGCGCCAGCCUGGCCGCGCCCUCCUCCGCAGGGUCUCUGGCUCCAGCAGCUUUCCUCCUCUCCGCCGCUCAUCGCGGGAGGCCGGAAUUCAUCUGCUCAGGCUCAGUGCUGCUCCAUUUUCUUCUGCGUCUCCCUACUUGGGCUUUUGCCAUUGUCUCCGGGAAACUUUCUUGCUUGCUGGUUCUUUGUCACUCUCAGUCCUCCUGACACGCCUGACUCCGGCCUCGGACCCCGGUGACUUCUCUUGGAAACGCUUUCUUCCUGCUUCCCAGCGGGCGGCCUCCUGCCUACCGGUUUCUCUCUUUUCCAGCAGUCUCCAAAUGAGUCUGCAGAUCUUAAAUGAUGAAAUCAUCACCCAUGAAAAAAAUACAGAAAACUGCAACAUCCUGUUUUCGCCGCCAGCCCAUACCAGAAGAACAUCUGUUCUUGGUCUGUCACAGAAGGAGAAUGUACCACCCAAGAACCCGGCCAAAGCCGCCAAGGUGACUUUUCAGACACCUCUUCGGGAUCCACAAACACAUAAGAUCCUAAGUCCCAAGAUGGCCAGCAAACUCGAGACUCUUUUUGCUCUGGACGACACCAUUGGAUUAGAAGACUCUCACUAUGCUUGGAUACAGAAAGAGACCCAACAGCUCACCAAGGAUAUGGAUACCAGGUUGCCCAGUGGAAUUCAGAAGCCAGCUAUGGCUUUUUCUGACCUUUCGCCAGUGGAUACCACCUCGGCCUCUGAAGUUAACAGCUGCAGCAAGCCUGGCCUGGCACAUCUGGCUGACCCAAGUGCCCCGAGUUCUCCCCAGAGGCCAGGAAGUCCUGAAAAUCAAAUGUCAUCUCCAGGACAAAAGUCUGGCAGCACUGGCCACACCUUGAAGGACAGUGUUGGUUCAGACUUGUUGCCUGAAAGCAUGCCCUUCACUGCUGAGGUCCUCAAAGACCCUCUUGGGACUGUACCCCAACACCAAGUGGGCACUCCUCCUAAGGCCUUGGAAGGAAGCCCCUCCAGCUCUACUCCACCCCAGGCUGCUGCUACUACUAAAAGCCCAGAUGCAAGCUCACACCCUGCAGACCUGGCCAGCCCAGGUUCCAAGACAAAGGAGGCUGCCAGCCAAGUAGGCAUUAACCCAAGGUGUGAGCCCAUCAGACUAGAGUUUGACUUCUCUCAUGGGGCAACCGGCAAAAAGGCAGUUCUACCACAGAGACAAGGAAAGAGGCCCAAGGAGAAGCAGCCACAAGACCCCAAGAAGGCAGAAGAGGAAGAUAGGGCCAGAGGAGUAGACCAGAUCCCCAUGCCAGCUUCCCGGAGCUCCUACCACCUUGACUGGGACAAACUGGAUGAUCCAAAUUUCAACCCCUUUGGAGGCGGCUCCACGUUGGCCAGCAAAGAAGCCCCAGCCCAUGAGAACCCUGAGGCCAGAUUGGCACCACCUGCAAAGGACUUGCAUCCAAGCCAGCCACCGUGUGCAGUCCCAGAGAGUAACAGGCCUGAGGUACAGAUGGUGGCUGAUACCCUAAUCGCCAAGGACCAGGUGCAGGAAGUGACACUGACCUCCCCCCAGGAGGGAGCCUGGAGCUGCUCAGAUGCCUCAGCUUCCUCAGGUGGCGUGGAUCAUCUGCUCCAAGCCCCCUCCCAGCCCAGCCUACAGCCUAUCCUGAACCUGGAGGAAGAGACCUUUCGAGACCCUGCUGAGGUUCUAGGCACUGGCGCUGAAGUGGACUACCUAGAGCAGUUUGGAGCAUCCUCGUUUAAGGAGUCGGCCUGGAGGAAGCAGUCCUUGUACCUGAAAUUUGACCCGCUCUUGAAGGACAGCCCUCAGCGGCCAGUGCCUGUGGUUCCAAUGCCAGACAGGGUAUACGGUGCAGGCGAGCUUUCCCCAGUGAACCCUCCGGAGGCCAAGCUCGUGGAACUAGACUUCUUGGGUGUGCUAGAUGUCCCCGUGCCAGGGCCUCCUCCGAGUGUCCUGGAGCGCGGUGGCCCACCCCUGCCUACCCAACCCAUCCCCAUGGUGGACGUGCUGCAGUACAGUCAGAGCGACCUGGAUAUGGCAGUGAGCGCAGCCCAGCAGGAAAAUAAGGAACUGAGACGCCAGUAUGAGGAGCUACAAGGAAAGAACCUAGAGAUGGGGAAGAUCAUGGAUGGCUUUGAGGUGGUGGUAAACCAGGCCAUAGAGGAUGCCAAGAGACAGAAGGAGCUUGCCAAUGCUGAGAUCCACAAGGUCCUCAGAGAGAAAGAGCAGCUUACUGCAGACCUGAACUCCAUGGAAAAGUCGUUCUUCGACCUCUUUAAGCGCUUUGAAAAGCAGAAGGAGGUGAUCGAAGGCUACCAGAAGAAUGAGGAGUCGCUGAAGAAGUGCGUGGAGGACUACAUUGCCAGGGUAGAGAAGGAAGGCCAGCGAUACCAGGCGCUGAAGGCCCAUGCAGAGGAAAAGCUCAGGCUAGCAAACGAGAUGAUCGCCCAGGUCCGGAGCAAGGCCCAGGCAGAGGCACUGGCCUUUCAGGCAAACCUCACGAAGGCGCAGAUGCAGAUCCACUCGCUGGAGAAGGCCGUGGAACAGAAGAGCAAAGAGAAUGAGGAGCUGACCCGGAUCUAUGACAACCUCAUCUCUAAGGUGAAGAAGAUCUGAUCCAAGCUGUGGCCACAGCGGCUCCUGCUACCUAUCUGCCUAUCUGUCCAUCUGUCCUAGUUUUGUGUUCUUCUCUUAAUGUGUUUCUGGAAUAGGUUGUCUUUAAAAGAGGACUAAAUAGGGGGCUGGGGUUUUAGCUCAGCAGCAUAAGCGCCUGCCUUGCAAGCAGGCAGUCGUGAGUUCGAUCCCCGGUACUGAUAAAAAGGAAAAAAAAAAAAAAAGGACUAAAUAAAGUUUCCCUUAAGCGCAGACUACA